AUGGUCUGGGGCGGUCGUCAACCAGAUGGAUCCCAGUCUCCCCCGCAGGAGUUGUUGGAUAAGCCUAUAGUCCGAGAGAAGCUCCCCCCCAAAUUGCAGCAGUUGGUUGAUCGGGAAGACGACUUCUAUGAUGACCUCUACUCCCCAUACAAAUCAGCGCAACGCCGAAAGCAAGCAAAGACAAAACAGAAACUAACGAUGGGCACCUCGGUUGACGACAGCUCGGUCGAUUCCACAGACACGGGGUAUCGCUAUGCCGCGUACGCCAACCGCAUCCGCACGAUCCUCCUGUCCGCCCAUCGGUAUGUCGCCUACACUUCAGACAUCGGCGAGUCCUUCCGUCCAAUUGCACACCCAUGGCUCGUGCGCUCUGCCUACACUAUCUCCUGGACAUACCUGCUAGGCGAUGUUGGCCACGAGGGCUACAAGGCCUAUCUCCGGAACUGGAGAGCACUGGCUCCCACCGGUGAGGCAUACAAAGAUGCUAGCCAGCCUUCGAAUAAUCAGAUUAUCAAGGGCAUGGCGACGGGCAACAUGACGAUUGGAAAAUCAGCCGUGUCUAAGGAUGAGCUUUCAAACUGGUCGACCCCCGAGAUCCCGCUUGCGGAGGACUACCGCAUGGUCAUGGUCAAGCGCGCGGUAUUUCAGAGUAUCGCGAGUAUGGGAUUGCCCGCAUUCACAAUCCACAGUGUGGUCCGCUACUCUGGGCAGAUGGUGAAGGGUGUUAAGAAUGCAUUUAUUCGUACCUGGACGCCGAUCGGGCUUGGUCUCGCUGUUGUCCCCUUCCUUCCCUAUAUCUUCGAUCAUCCCGUCGACGAGGCCGUUGAAUGGGCCUUCCGUACUGGUCUUCGUGCUUACGGUGGCGAAGCAGCCGUCCGCCCACUACCAGGCAAGAGCCUUCCUCCCCGGGAAGAGGAGGAACACCGCGCUGUUGCGGCAGCAAAUAUCUCCUGGGACGAGUACAAGACUGAGCGGGACCGCGCGCGUGAGCUGCGUCGCCAGUCAAGUGAGCAGGCCGUCAGUGGUGGAAUUUCGUCGCUGACGAGCUGGUUCGGAAAAUCCGAAUCGGAGUCGGAUAAGAAGAAGAAGGAAUGA
Molecule: messenger RNA, 1095 nt
Organism: Penicillium roqueforti
Lineage: Eukaryota; Fungi; Ascomycota; Eurotiomycetes; Eurotiales; Aspergillaceae
Exons: 3
Coding region: 1-1095 (364 amino acids)
Biological process (GO): mitochondrial fission
Cellular component (GO): mitochondrion
Source: RefSeq, a predicted model, not a curated record